GGUCACACCACUCCUUGAGUGUUAUUUAAUCAUUUUCUCUUAUCACCAGAAUAAUGAUAAUCUGCAUUUUCCGAGAUCAAACAAAGCCCUCGAUCGCUUCAAUAUCACUCCAAUGCAAGCGCCGCCCUUUGCGAAGGCUGAUCAGCUUAAUAGUGAGCUUGAUAUCAUAGCCACUUCAACAGCCCCUGUGAUAUCCACAAUUCGUCUACCAGGGCAACCACGCAUUCAUAUUAAUCAGCGUGCAAAAGUCAAUGAUUUUCUCAAGCAAGAGUUUCUUUUGAAGGACCUAGAUGAAAUCUCUCCGUAUCUAUGGAUGAUGUCAAAGCAUGACAGCAGAAGCAUCUCUCCACUACAUCGCCAAAAGCUCAAAGGUCGCGAUAUCGUUAUCACUGAAGACCCACGAUUACACUUAGUCUGGCAUCACGAUCGCAUAUUCAUCAAACCACUUCCACAAUACCUUCUAUCCCAUUAUUUUUGGGAGGCUUAUCUUUGCAUCAACCGCCACUCUUCACCAGAGCAGAUUGCUCUACAAAAAUCAGUUCUAGGAUAUCUCAGAACAUACAUCUAUCUCAUCAAAUAUGAAUCAGAUUUUCGUAUGGCUAUCGAUGAUAAGCUUCAAUUGAUACCUCCUGAUGUUACGUUUUUGAAAUUCUGCGACUUUAUCGCACCUUUGGAAAACCUUCUUGAUGUCGAUGUCGCUGGACGCUAUGCCUACGGUGAAAUUCGGCUUACGCGACUCAACCUCUAUUCGAAAAUCUUCUUAAGGAAGUUCAGCUUCCAUCGUGUUCGUGCGCAGUACUCUGAUUAUUUUGCUUCAUUCUAUGGGCCUUUACUUUUCCUAUUUGCGAUACUUUCAGUGGUGCUAGGUGCGAUGCAAGUUUCUAUGGCCAUUGACUUUGAUGUAACCAAGCAGUGGAAAUCUUUUGAGCAAUUUUGUCAAUGGUUUAGUGUCAUUUGUAUUUCUGUAGUAGCGAUUUUGGUUCUUUGGCUUGGGUUUUUAUUCUUAUAUAAAUUCAUCAAGGAAUGGGUUUAUGCCAUCGCUGAACAUCAGAGAAGGAAAGGCUGCUCUAAAGACUGUUCUAAAGUCUGAUUAAGCAGUUGGACCUUUUGAGCAAGGCAUUAACAAUUCCGAAAGAAUUUCGGUUUGAGGCUUCAUUAGUAGGUGCAACGACUCAGAUAUACUGAGUAUGAGGGGUGAAGUGGUGUCGUGUCGAGGAAGCAUGGAUGUAGGGGUGAGGCAUUAUAUAUAAGUAUAUACAAGGUGGAUUUAUUCACAGCAUUCAAGAUACCGAUCCAAAACCAUAACAUCCGUAAAACUCGAUCGUCUUCUUCGCAUUAUUAAAUUUAGAUAAUGCAAGCUCUUACAGAAUGUUCCCCUAUUUCUGUUCACGCGAGUGAUUUCUCCACGCUCCAUAAUUUUUCCUUGAACGCCGGACGAGGAAUUGGAGAGGUGCUGCCAAUGAGCGGGAAUAACAUACAGAUUUCCAUAAGGCAUCCACUAGGCUACAUGGGGUAGAUACAUCGUCUUUACCUACUACCAAUGACGGCUAGAUUUUGGAAUUGUCUACCCAUAAUCUUCAUUGGUAAAUAUAAUAGCUUAUAUCUAAGUACA
Molecule: messenger RNA, 1612 nt
Organism: Botrytis cinerea B05.10
Lineage: Eukaryota; Fungi; Ascomycota; Leotiomycetes; Helotiales; Sclerotiniaceae
Exons: 1
Coding region: 113-1090 (325 amino acids)
Source: RefSeq, a predicted model, not a curated record